Molecule: messenger RNA, 444 nt
Organism: Haemonchus placei
Lineage: Eukaryota; Metazoa; Nematoda; Chromadorea; Rhabditida; Trichostrongylidae
Source: the annotation of a GenBank genome assembly
UAUCGUAAAUGUGACACUCGGGAUGCUGAACUGAUUUGCCAGGUGCUACCAUCGGUGCUACUUCGAUUGUAUUCUGAAGAACGGGUUCUCGGAAUCAUACUUGAUUUCUGCUUCGCGUUAAAAUCUGAUGAGUACCCCUCCAAUAUCAAACAAACAUUGCGAAUGGUAUUUGAGCUGUGCGAGCGGAUGAGGGACAGUCAACGUCUUUCAUCGCUUAUGGCGUCUGGCCAGAUAGUGAUGGCACGAAUCCAGCAGCGGCCCAUGGUGUCAGAAGAGGAUCGAGCUGUGGCUUGUUGCCUUCUCUCGGCUGUGUCACCUUAUGAGGAUAUUGCGAACAGAUUCUACGUCUAUCUAGCAGCUUUGACGUCGACGAUACCGAUUGACGAAUCUUAUGAGUUUCUUAUGAGAAAAGCUCUUGAUGAAUGCUCUCCAUCAUCCGGCUAA